Messenger RNA from Onychomys torridus (southern grasshopper mouse), 860 nucleotides. It is a transcript of the gene Tmem37, whose product is annotated as transmembrane protein 37. The transcript is spliced from 2 exons. Gene Ontology annotation, molecular function: calcium channel activity; voltage-gated monoatomic ion channel activity. Gene Ontology annotation, cellular component: membrane. Bases 41 to 634 code for a protein of 197 amino acids. The record is from RefSeq and is a predicted model, not a curated record. NCBI's taxonomy places the organism in Eukaryota, Metazoa, Chordata, Mammalia, Rodentia, Cricetidae.
CAGCUAGGCCAGGCAACAGCGCGGCUGCCCAGGGCGCAGCAUGACGGCCAUCGGCGCACAGACCCAGAGGCUGUUGGGCCCUAAGCGGCCCCACCGGUCCUUCUUUGAGUCCUUCAUCCGAACACUCAUCAUCGUGUGCGCCGCCCUGGCUGUGGUACUCUCUUCGGUCUCCAUCUGCGAUGGCCACUGGCUUCUGGUGGAGGACCGUCUCUUUGGGCUGUGGUACUUCUGCACCAUCAGCAACCACAGUGGACCACACUGCCUGAGAGACCUGAGCCAGGCUCACGUGCCCGGGCUGGCUGUGGGCAUGGGCCUAGCACGCAGCGUGGCUGCCAUGGCCGUGGUGGCUGCUAUCUUUGGCUUGGAGCUGCUCAUAGUAUCCCAGGUGUGUGAGGAUGUCCGCUCACGGCGCAAGUGGGCCAUCGGUUCUUACCUCCUCCUGGUGGCCUUCAUCCUCUCCUCUGUGGGCCUCCUCACCUUCAUGAUCCUCCUCAAGAAUCAGAUUUCCCUCAUGGGCUUCACCCUGAUGUUUUGGUGCGAGUUCACGGCCUCCUUCCUCUUCUUCCUCAAUGCCACCAGCGGCCUUCACAUCAACAGCCUCACUCAGCCCUGGGACCAGCUAAGAAAAGUCUAAGGCUCCUCCUGGGGGCCCUGGCUUCUAUAAGGAAGUGUGGUCAUGACAGGACUUCUCUGACAUAGGACCUCUGGCUGGGAGUGAGUGGGACAAUGACCUUGAAGCUGCCUCUUAGACACUAAGCUCUAGAAAUGGCCCUUGGGGAAUCUUUUCAACUGCCCUCAAGGCCAGAGGCCAGAGGAGCACCUCAGAACCUUAGCACAGCAAGUUGUAGAGGUUAGCCAAG